CAAUUUGGUUUUGACAUUUCGCUCUUUCAUGUGCUUUGCGUCAAAAAGCACGUCGCGCAAAAAUAUUUUUGUUUAUUAAAACACGAUGGCAAAAUCCCUGAGAAGCAGAUGGAAGCGCAAAUGCCGAGCCAUAAAGCGCGAACGUUAUGCUGUGAAAGAAUUGGCGCGUUUGAAGAAAAUGUUAGGUGUAAAAGAGGAAGAUAAACCAGAAACUACCACGGACGAGGUUAUGGAGUCUGACCAAGUGAUAUUCUUAGACGCUGGAGCUAUAAACAAAAAGAAAAACAAGAAAAAAGUUGAGGAGCCACCCGAAAAGGAAGACGAGGACGUCGAAAUGAGUUCCGAUGACGAAAAAGUGGUUGUCGAUGACGACGGUAAGAAAAGAGUAUUUAGUACAAAAACAUUGAAAGAUCAAAAUGGACAGUAUCCUGUUUGGCUACAUAAGAGGAAAAUCGCUAAAAUCAACAAAGUCGGCAAGAAAAAUACUAAGAAAAGGUCUAAGAAUAAGAAACGAAAGAGGUUAUAAUAAAUUUGUGUUUAAAAA
Molecule: messenger RNA, 544 nt
Organism: Helicoverpa zea (corn earworm)
Lineage: Eukaryota; Metazoa; Arthropoda; Insecta; Lepidoptera; Noctuidae
Product: protein LLP homolog
Exons: 1
Coding region: 86-526 (146 amino acids)
Biological process (GO): dendrite extension
Cellular component (GO): nucleolus
Molecular function (GO): RNA binding
Source: RefSeq, a predicted model, not a curated record